Messenger RNA from Eutrema salsugineum, 1047 nucleotides. Its product is annotated as U6 snRNA phosphodiesterase. The record is from RefSeq and is a predicted model, not a curated record. NCBI's taxonomy places the organism in Eukaryota, Viridiplantae, Streptophyta, Magnoliopsida, Brassicales, Brassicaceae. Gene Ontology annotation, biological process: U6 snRNA 3'-end processing. The coding region runs from base 38 to 922 and encodes 294 amino acids. Gene Ontology annotation, cellular component: nucleus. The transcript has 6 exons. Gene Ontology annotation, molecular function: 3'-5'-RNA exonuclease activity.
UUUCCUUUGUUUGUUUUUUUUUUCUAACUUACGGGCGAUGGAAGCAUUGCGAGCUACUUACGGAGACUCUUCAUCGGACUCCGAUACCGACGAUUUUACCCCGCCGAGUUCCGUCGCUGCAAAUUCCGGCGAGAAAUCAACCUCUGUGGAGCACGAGAGGGAGCCGAUAACCCUACCUCCUCCACCGCUUUCGCUUCUAGAUUCCAUUGGAUCCACAGAAGGUUCGCUAGAUUUCUUCGCAACAGAGCCUGGGGUUCGAGUAAGGAACUUCCCUCAUGUCGAUGGCAAUUACGCCUUGCACGUUUACAUCCCUGUUUCUAUACCUCUAUUGCCCAAGAAGGAGAUUGUCUGUUUUCUAAAGAGGGUUGCAUCGGCUGUUCCUAAUCUUCAUUUGGUGGAAGCUGAUGUUCCACUUAGCAUCCUGUGCAAGGAUGAUCAGAAGCUUGAGCGUGCCUUGGGGAGAGAGUUUCACAUAAGCUUGGGAAGAAGCGUUCCUCUACGUGUUCAUCAGAUUAACUCAGUUGUUUCUUUGCUUAGACAGAAGCUUCAGUUUCACAAAAGAUACUGGAUCGAUUUUAACAAGUGGGAAGUCUUUGUGAAUGACGACUGUACUCGCUCUUUCCUCUCUUUGGAAAUCACCACUUCUGGACUAUCUGAGAUAUGUAAGCAAAUUGAUGCUGUUAAUGAAGUUUACAAGCUUCACAAUCUGCCAGAGUUCUACAAGGAUCCGCGACCGCAUAUAUCCUUGGUCUGGGCGUUGGGUGAUAUUAGAGCUUCUCUAAAGGGAGCUGUUGACAGAGAACUGAGUAAGCUUAGAGCUGGUGGUUGCUUGCAGAAUCGUAUCUUCACCACUAAGUUUUGUGGGAUCGAAUGUAAGAUAGGAAACAAAACACACAAGAUAUGUAAACUUCCAGAUGAAUAAAUAAAAUCUCGAUUUCUCCGUGGUCGAAAACCUUUCAGGUAUGCACUUGUAACAACAAUAAAUAAACAUCCAGAUGAGUUUCUCUGUUUAUCCUAAAUCCAUAAUAAUAUCAUUCAUAAUGACAA